CUAGCACGCUUAGCUUGCCAGGAGCACAUAGCAACUGCGGCUUGCUAACGUCACCGCCGCCGCCGCCACCACCGGGACCCCGGUCGUGUUUACCGCCGCUAUGUUCGUCCAGGAGGAGAAGAUAUUCGCCGGGAAGGUGCUGAAGAUCCACAUCUGCACCAUGGACGGCGCGGAGUGGCUGGAGGAGGUGACGGAGGACACCACCGUGGACAAACUGAAGGAGAAGUGCUUGAAACAUUAUGUACACGGAAGUCUAGAAGACCCCAAAACGCUUACCCACCACAAACUUAUUCAUGCUGCUACAGAAAGAGUUCUCACAGACACUAAAACAGUCGCUGAUGAAAAUCUCAAAGAUAGAGACGUUUUGCUGCUCAUAAAGAAAAGACCCCCACCGACUGCUCCAAAGAUGGCAGAAGUUAGUUCAGAUGAAAAGAAGAAACAAGAUAACAAAGCUCCGGACAAAGAUGCUAUUCUUAAAGCCACCGGCAACCUCUCCACCCGCCACACUGACCGCACUGUUACCCAGCACAAUAUCAGAGACUUUCAGACAGAGCUCAGAAAAAUCUUGGUUUCUCUCAUUGAAGUCGCCCAGAAGCUUCUUGCCUUGAACCCUGAUGCUGUUGAACUCUUCAAAAAGGCAAACGCGAUGUUGGAUGAAGAUGAAGAGGAUCGGGUGGAUGAAACGGCGCUUCAGCAGCUAACUGAGAUGGGUUUCCCUGAGAGCAGGGCCAUCAAAUCUCUCAGACUAAACCACAUGUCAGUGACCCAGGCCAUGGAGUGGCUGAUUGAACAUGUAGAUGACCCCUCUAUAGACACCCCACUACCAGCCCAGGACUCAUCUGGGUCAGCAGGAGCCACGACAGGAGCCACGGCAGGUUCCUCCGCCUCCGCUUCAGCCUGUGGUCCCAACCUUCUCCGCAGCCUCUCCGGCCAGUCGAGCACAGAGGAGAGUGGCAGGCAGGACGAGCUCACGGAGAUCUUCAAGAGGAUCCGCAGGAAACGGGAGUUCAGACCGGACUCAAGAGCUGUCAUUGCAUUGAUGGAGAUGGGCUUUGAUGAGAAGGAGGUGGUUGAUGCUCUGAGAGUCAAUAACAACCAACAGGAUGCUGCGUGCGAGUGGCUAUUGGGAGACAGGAAACCUUCUCCAGAGGAUCUAGACAAAGGCAUCGACACCAACAGCCCACUGUUCCAAGCCAUCCUGGAGAAUCCAGUGGUCCAGCUGGGUCUAACCAAUCCCAAGACUCUGCUCGCGUUUGAAGACAUGCUGGAGAAUCCUCUCAACAGCACCCAGUGGAUGAACGACCCUGAGACUGGUCCCGUCAUGCUCCAAAUAUCCAGAAUCUUCCAAACACUCAAUCGCACAUAGAGCCUUUUGGUGACCCCUUUGUGUGACUGUGGCAGCUUGUGUGUGUGUGUGUGUUUGACCAUAUUGGGAUACGUGUGUGGGUGUGUGUGUGGAAGUGUGUGCAUCUCAGUAGAGACACAUGUAUUGUUUUUUUGCCUUGAUAAACACAAAGCUGGAGGAGUCAGAGUAUGAAUAAAAAUGUUAUAUAUAUAAAUAUAACUAUUUAUAACAGUACAGUAAAAACAUAUACAAAACAAAUGUUAACAUAAACAUUAUUAUUACUGUAAUAAUAAAAGAAUUGCGAUUUACUAUGUUUUUACAUUUUAAUGAGAACAAUUUAUAAAUAAGACAGACAUGAUUUAUUUUAUAUAAUUUCUCCUUGUGCAAAAUGACAUCAGAAAUCAAUUUGUUUACGGUUCAUUUGUAUGUUCUGCAAUAUUUAAAUAUCAAUUUACAGGUUUGUCUGUCUGUUUUAAAUUGUUACAUUUCACCAGAGGGGAAUGUUUGGAAGAAUUUUAUGUCACGGUCAUGUUUUGUUUUAUCUCCCCCUUCUUUGUCUUGCUCUCAUCAAAAGAAAUGCUUCUGUUCGAGAGGCUGAUUGUCCGAGCUGCAGCGUUACCUCUCUCUCUCCGUUCACGCCUGUGAGGUCACUGCAGCUCGACUGUGUAAAGAGAACAACUUGUCCUCGGAGCUUCUUCGAGAAUAUUUAUUUGACUUUCUGGCCCUUUAGAGGAAAAGCUGUUCACUAAACUGUCCGUGUCUUAGUCAUGUUUUUACAAGAAAACGAAAUAUAUAUAUAUAUAAUAGGCUUGUGUGUUUUAUUGUCGAUGUGCUCUUGAAUGUCAUGUUAUCAUGUUGCGUUCAUUUAGCACCUGUUGACGUCUGUGAAUAUCACUGCAGCACCGAGAAGUUACAGAAGCGGAUUUUUUUGUGUGUGUUAUGUCUCAAAAGGCUGUAGUGGGAUGCUGAAUGAAACUAAACCUUAUCAAAGGGGGUUUGUCUUUUUAAUCUUUAAUCCGAAUUUUGAGGAUUUGCACGCUCACACCGGAGAAGCAAGCGUCUACGACAAGCAACCAAUGUCGGGUCUUCUGAUUUACUGGGUUUUUCUGUUCUCUCUUGAGAGCAAUGAACAUUUAUGCUGUCAAACCAAACCGUCACUAUAUAACCUGCCUUGGCAUUAGAUGUAUCCUUUGAAAAUACCCCAAUAUUUCUGUGCAAUAGCGAGGACUCAUGUUGAUCUGUAAAGAAAUAUAUUUGAUUUUAAGGGAGUGUGCACUGCAAUGAGGUGUUAUAAAAUAUCAGCCUUUUUGCAUCAACACUUAAAAUCCCCAUAGCUACAUCGAGGUGAACUUGGCUUCUCCUCACUGUACAGGGGAGUUUAAAAAACAACAUGGAGGACGGUGUGUUUUGCCAAGGUUUUGAGUGUUUUAAUUGUAUAUUUAAAAAUGUGUUGUUGAUGUGACUUUCUGCUCAGGGAGGCUGAGAUUGUUUUUCUAAACCUGUCGUUACGGCAAACCUCUGCUCACCCCCCUUCUAGUUUGACAUCUGACAAUGGCUUUAACUAAUCCGCCUAGAACUUUGCUUAUGAAUGAGAGCACCACGGAAAAAUGGUUUUGUAAAUGCAAUAUUUGAAAGAUAUUUAAAUGUUGUCGAGAGAAGUGUUUGUUUGAACUGUGUAUUAUUACAUCGUUUAUAUCGGAGCCAAACUAGUUACUUGUUUUUGUGUUUAUUUAUAAUACUUUUAGCAAAACCUCGAAGCUUAUCUACAAAUGUGAACAAAUUAAAUGGUUCAAAUUUUGUUUUUACAAACCAUUAUAAAACUCACAGGUCACAGUGUGAUUUCAAGUUGUGUUUGAAUGGAGGGUGACGUCCCCAUAAGUCUCUGGAAGCAUACAAAUAAUAAUGGAGUUUUCAUUUACCGCUCUUUUUUUUCCAGGAGCGUGGUCAUUCUGUCUGAAAGUAGAAUUUAUUGUCACAUUCAAAUUUGUGAUACUUAGAUCUGCUCUUGUCCUGCAUUUGUGCUGUGUGUGUUAGCUUUACUGCUUUGAGAGGGCGUUUACUCUAACCACAAUGAGGGUGGGAUUUGUUCAAGUGCAUGAAAUCCACCCAAGCCACAAAAUAUCUGAGUGCAAGCACACAGUUGUAGUUCUAGCACAGCAGUUCCAAUCCUGGCAGGGGUUAUUUGAGUGUGAGCGCUUGGUUUUGAGUGCAAGCAUUACAAAAUUUGAUCAUGAAAUCUAUCAGUCCAGCUCUCAAACUGAAAAAGACACGCUCUUGAAUAAAGACAGGGAUCAAUAAACCCUGGGAGAUUGCACGAGUUUUACAAAAACGCAGGCGUCAACAGGAACCGAAAAGAACAUUUGGUUGAACUACUUAUUGGAUCAAUGAAGAGUGGUCGGAGUCACAGGUUAUUGUUUUCACUCAGCUUUCAUGCAGGACUGUCCCAGAUCAACAACCUAUGCAAUAUACUCUCACAGUCUGUUCAUUCAAACAGCCGCGUGGCUACUGGCGUCCGAAACACUAUCGCAUUAAAGUUAUUUUUUGUGGCUGUA
Molecule: messenger RNA, 3897 nt
Organism: Pleuronectes platessa (European plaice)
Lineage: Eukaryota; Metazoa; Chordata; Actinopteri; Pleuronectiformes; Pleuronectidae
Gene: ubac1
Product: UBA domain containing 1
Exons: 11
Coding region: 101-1366 (421 amino acids)
Molecular function (GO): protein binding
Source: RefSeq, a predicted model, not a curated record